Molecule: messenger RNA, 3199 nt
Organism: Cydia pomonella (codling moth)
Lineage: Eukaryota; Metazoa; Arthropoda; Insecta; Lepidoptera; Tortricidae
Product: putative fatty acyl-CoA reductase CG5065
Exons: 8
Coding region: 501-2051 (516 amino acids)
Biological process (GO): long-chain fatty-acyl-CoA metabolic process
Cellular component (GO): peroxisome
Molecular function (GO): alcohol-forming very long-chain fatty acyl-CoA reductase (NADP+) activity
Source: RefSeq, a predicted model, not a curated record
UAAACAAAUUACUAUGAUUUUGAUGUCGAUCGCUUCAGCAUAACAUAUUCUAGGUUUUUAGAUUUCGCUGUUUUUUUUAAUAUUUUUGUUUUGUUAUUUUUGAAAAAAAAAAAACGAAAAACCUAAUUUUUCAUUGUGUUAAAAUCAUACUAAAAAUCAUAGAGAUAGGAAAAUAUUUAGAAGUGGAAAAACGUUGUUUUCUUUUUGUAUGCUGCACGAUCACAUAGUAUACUGCCCUCUUGGUUGCUGUUACCAAUGUUUCCACCAAUCACAGCCUGCCUUGGCGACAAUGCGCGACGCGGUAUGCGUGAGAUUCGCACAUGCAUGUUUAUAAAAGUAGUAUUUAUUUGUUUGAGUAUUGUAUUUUAUCCAGACGCAUAGCCAUAGCCUAAAGUUUAGUUAGGUUUUUGUCAGUCGGAGAUAAGAUUGCUUGUUCUAACAUUAUCUGUAUAAUAUAAGUAUUUUAUUAUUUAAAUCGCUUUCACAUAGAGAUAGAGAAAAUGGAGUGCAAAUUUUCAAUAAGAGAUUUCUACAAAGGCAAAAACAUUCUGGUGACCGGGGGCUGUGGGUUCAUGGGCAAGGUGCUGGUCGAGAAACUGCUAUACACCAUUCCGGACAUCGGGAGAGUGUACUUACUGCUGCGGCCGAAGAGGGGAAAGACUGUGCAGCAGAGGCUGGAACAUAUGCUUAGUUCUCAGAUGUUUGACAGACUCAAACGCGAUCAGAAAGGAGCUAUCCAGAAAAUUAUUGUAAUACAAGGCGACGUUCUCAUAGCUGACUUAGGUAUAUCUAGUGAAGAUAUGAAGACCCUUUCGGAGGAAGUGUCUGUAGUGUUCCAUAUGGCAGCCACUUUGAAAAUGGAAGCCACACUGAAAGACAGUAUGGAGAUAAAUACCGUGGGGACCCAACGCGCUCUUAGCGUCGCCAGGAGGUUCAGGAACCUGGUGAUCUUUGUUCAUGUGUCGACAGCGUUCUGUUAUCCUGACUAUGACGUUUUAGAAGAAAAGUUCCACGAUCCACCAGCAGACCCCUAUGACGUCAUCCGCCUCUGCGAAUGGCUGGACGACAAACAAAUAUCUCUCCUCACGCCAUCCCUGCUGGGCAAGCACCCCAACACAUACACGUUCACGAAGCGGCUAGCGGAAAGCUUGGUCCACGAGGCCUAUCCGGACAUACCUUGCGUUAUUGCUAGGCCUUCGAUUGUUUGCCCCGCAUACCUCGACCCUAUACCCGGCUGGGUAGACAGCCUCAACGGGCCCGUGGGUCUGUUGCUGGGGGCCAGCAAAGGUGUCAUCCGGACCAUGCUCUGUGACGCCAGUAUAUAUGCACAAGUCAUUCCUGUGGACGCGGCCAUCAAUGCCAUAAUAGCACUCGCAAUGAUUGAGGCGACUAAGAAAAAAUCUGAAAACAUACCUGUAUAUAACUUGAAUGUGGGACACCUAAAACCAACGACUUGGGGUGAAGUGUUAAACUACGCUAAAGAGAUAGGAUGGAAAUAUCCUAUGGCUUGGCCUUUGUGGUACCCCAACGGAGACAUUACUACAAACUAUGCAUUACACGAAACCAAACGCAUUCUUUUUCACCUAGUGCCGGCAUAUCUCAUUGAUUUUGUCCUCUUAAUAGCUAGGCAGAAACGAAUCAUGGUAAGGAUACAGGAAAUAAUCUCAAAUGGGUUGAAGCUAUUGCAAUACUUUACUACGCGGGAAUGGCAUUUUCCCUGUCCUAAUUACGAUGCUAUCCAUACAAUAUUGUCAGAGGAAGAAGACCAAAUGUACCAAACGUAUAAAGAAGACUUUGAUAUAGAGUCGUACUUAUGCAAAGCUGUGGAGACAGGACGAGUUGUCUGCUUUAAGGACGACCUCUCGAAAAUGCACAUCUACAAAAUGUAUUAUUAUUUUCUGUACGUAUUGGAUAUGGUAGUAAAGCUCGUGUUCUGGUGUUUCGUGUUGUCGCUGCUGGUCAGGAGCUGCGAGCCUCUGCGCGAGUUGCUGGCCCUCGGCGGGCCGGUGCUCAAAUAUCUGCCGUUCCUGGGCGAAGCUAUAAGUACUUAAACACUAAUUUGUGGUGCAUUCAUGUAUUUAUUUAUUUAUGUUGGGGUCAAAUCUUGAAAGCUAAAUUAGACCCACUUCCCAUUUUAUUAUUCGAUUGAGCGGAAACUUCACAUAGGUACAUAAUUAUGUAAGUUGACAUUGCAAUAUUAUGGUACCAUCGCCUAGACUGCUACUACUGGGACUAGAUGGAUCUGUGUAAAACUGUCCUAUAUAUGUCCUGUAUAUUUAUUUGUUUUAUUCAUCGAGCUUACCUGAUCAUGGACACGUGAGUAGGCCAUAUGAACUCUGUGAUAAAACCACGCAACCUAAUUGUGUUUGGGGUUGUUAAAAUUGUCAAGAUGAGUAUUAGUUUUCCAUUAAAAGAAAAGUAGUCAGCGAUAAAAACUUGUAGCAAAAAUGAAAGUUGUAACAAAAAAUUGAUUUUAUCUUUACUCAGGUACUUUUUUAACAUUUUACACACGAAAGUCGACUAGGUAUAUUAUAAGUUACAAAAAACGGAUUGGAAAUGUUUGGUAGCAUUACGCGUAUAACUGCAAUCUCAACAGAAACGAACUGAUGCCACAACAUAAUAGCAUUUUGUGCAACAGGUACAUAAAAAUGGUUCUUAAAAUUCAAGGAACGAAGAUAAAGACAAAAAGAAGUUAAAGAGAGGUUCGAGAAUUUUAGGCCGAAUUAUGUAACACAAUAUUUUUUCUAAGACAGCAGCAAACACCUAAAAUUAUAAAUAAAAUCAAAGUAAAUAUUGGUUUGUAGAUCUUUGUCUAGAAGUCAGAAUAUAAAAAAUCAUAAUAUUGUAUGAAUAUAUUAUUAGGAUCCAAAAGAUAAGCCCCCCUCCCUUGCGCUUCUAAAGAAGUUAAUUUCGAUCUCACCAGCUGUCUCAUUUAAUCGUUAAAUAAAAGGGCUGCAGUAGAAAAAGCCCUAAAAUCGUUCAGCUAAUUCUUGAAAUACACUCUCACAAUGGAUUUCCUUUUGUGUUCUCUAUCAAGUACUUAUACCUAAUUAUCUACUGCCCACCUGAAUCUGCUGUCAAAUAUCAUGAAAUAUUUAAUAAAAAUAAAUUUAGCCUGUUCCGGAUAUAAUUAUUUGGUAUGUUUGCAUUGGAACGAAGCAUGUUGCUGAUUUGCAAUUAUUAUCUUACAUAUUUUUUU